AAUCUCACUCACUUUGUCAGAAAUAUUAUAAUCAAAUAGUCUUAUCUAACCAAUUUUAUGAAUAUCUUUUAGAUCUUUUCAGUUCUAUUCAACAAGGCCAACUUGAUACUAACAUGGAUAUUCAGACUAGUUAUGCUAAUCUAAUGCAAUAUUUAGAAGAGCAAGAGAAAGAAGUAAAAGAAUUAAAUAAAAAAUUACAAGAGGCCUAUGAAGAAGAUUCAAGAUUUUUUAGUCAGCAAAAACGUAUUAAUGCAGUUAUUAAGAUAGCAAAAGCAGAACACGAGCUAUUAUUUGAUGAUAUUA
Scutellospora calospora is the source of this 303-nucleotide messenger RNA. Lineage: Eukaryota; Fungi; Glomeromycota; Glomeromycetes; Diversisporales; Gigasporaceae. The record is from the annotation of a GenBank genome assembly.